AUGUCAAUGGCAACCGAAAAUGCAACGAAGGCGAUGGAGGAGAACGUCACAGGUUCAGGGGACAGCAGACACACCCACGGCGUACUGGCCCUUUUGGUUAGGGAGGAUUCUGCAGGAAGGGUUGCCGGUGCUUUGGGGUUUCCUCAUCCGCAGGCCUCUGUGAAAGAGGCAGAACCAGCAGCACCACGCAACAUGCCGCGCCGUCGCCGCAUGCGCUGCUGGUGGGCGUGCGGCGACACUUUUUUGAGGUUCCGCAAGGUUUCUGGGGCUUUCGAGGCUCGUGGGAGCCCACCUGGUCUCUUAGAUUGGAUACCAAAGGAAUUUCUACUUAUUGUAUACAUGGCGAGCGCUCUGUUGACGGGGUGCGUGUACUUUGGCUUUCAUUCUCUCCGGCGCAUGCUCCUGCAGUCAGGAGCCUAUGCGUGGCUUUGCGAAGGCGAUGCAACAGUUGUAUCAGUUUCGGACGGAUCGGAGUCUGAAGUCGGCGCUUUGAGCGAUUCCGAUGUGUUGCUUUGCGAUAUGCAGGAUGCUGCAGUGUCCCCACUUAUAACAGUAGCAAUGGUAUCGCACUCCCUCAUGUCUGCAGUAGCGGGAGCUCUCCUGGAUCGAGUGGGGCCCAAGGCGACGGCUAUGAUGGGGCAAGGAUUCAAUGCGUUGGGGUGGUUGCUGCUGGCAGUCUGCAAUUCGAGCUUCCCGGCGUAUGUGCCCGCUUUUUUAUGUAUGGGGCUUGGUGCUGAUUCGUGCUAUCUUCCUCUGCUGAAAAUAGUGAAUCGUUUCAGUGCCAGACGAGCCACGGUGAUUUCACUGCUCGGAGUUGCAUGCACCGCGAGUUUCGGGGUCCCUAUGGUGCUGGAGGCUAUAUGGCGCAUGAGGCCCCAAUGGGAGUUCAGCACCUUGUGCUGGGUGUACAUACUGAUGGGACCGGGCUUUUGUUUGCUCAUUGCCGUCGUCCUGGUGCCGUGGACGGCAUUUCCGGAUGUUCAAGAACAGGAGCAAGAAGGAGAGAAGCAUGGAGCCAAGGAUCGCAUGCAGCAGCUCGAAGACAAGGGGCACGUCUGCCCGAGUCCCGUAUCCACGGAUAACAGUAUUAACAUCUCAAUUGAAACUUCGGCAGGCAGCCAUAUGGAUAGCGUGGCAAUGCAGUCCGAUGGUUCUUCAAUGCUGCCCAAGGAGUCUGAGAACGCCCAAGCCGAUAUACCAGCAGCAGUUGAUACGAGUACUGCAGGGCCUGCCACUGCUGCAGCUCCUACACCCGGUAAAGUAGUGCUACCUGCGGCAGAAGGCGAGACACAGCAGCGUGGCAGGAGCAGUUUUAUGUCCGAGUUUCUGUGUGUACGUUACCUGUGUAUUUUAAUUCUCGCAUCAUCCCAGCAGCUGGCAAUCUCAUUCUUCCAGAUGGCGGGGCCCCGCUUGUUGGACCCCCCCGUUGGGACUCAGAUGGAUCGGUACAUAUCUCUUGCUUUCAUUCCGUGUAUUUUGAUUGGGGCGGCAAUUGACUUGUUCGGUAUUCUGCCCAUUUUGUCGUGUAUCAACACACUGGGGUUCUUGGCGUAUGCAUUUACCCUGGCCCCAGCCUCUUACGGGGCCCACGUGGCCUCGCUGAUUUGCUUCUGCGGUUACAUUUCGUUGGACAGCGAGCUCAUCUUCUGCUGUAUCAACAGCAUGUUCAGCAGCACCAAUUUCGGUCGACUGGCCGGCGUUUGCCAGGCAGCGGGCGGCAUUGUAUCCCUCAGCUCCAUUCCGUUAUACAAUACUCUCUCCGUCGGAAUCCACAGAGGCGAUUGCAAGCCAGUGGCGUGGGCUCUCACGGCCGUUUUGGGGUUGAUGUAUGGGCUCCUCUCCGUACUCUUCUGGGUAUCGAAGCGGCAUCCAAGCGGGGCCCCCAAAUCUGCUCCCGACAAGCUACCAGGCCCAGGAACUCCUGCUCUUGAAGAGGCGUGA
This is a messenger RNA of Cyclospora cayetanensis, 1941 nucleotides long. RefSeq lists its product as uncharacterized. The record is from RefSeq and is a predicted model, not a curated record. The transcript has 2 exons. Gene Ontology annotation, biological process: transmembrane transport. NCBI's taxonomy places the organism in Eukaryota, Apicomplexa, Conoidasida, Eucoccidiorida, Eimeriidae. Gene Ontology annotation, molecular function: transmembrane transporter activity. Bases 1 to 1941 code for a protein of 646 amino acids.